AUGGGACACGGUGCUGACGGUAUUGGUGUUGAGUAUGAUGGGAGUGCUCAUGGAUCGUUGACUUCAGUACAUGAGACACAAGCGCCUGUUGAUAACAUCCUUGUCUCUCACCCAGAAGCCACUCAAGAGAAUGGCUUCCUGCUGCUCACUGACAAUCAGGAUCUUGCUUUCAAUGACAUGUUCAUGGCUGCUGACCCAUACUUGAGCAUCUUCGAAGAUAUACCUCUUCGAUCCCUGAUGUCCCCGACGCAGGACAAUUUUUUCGAAGAUCUGGUGACGGUACCCGGGCUUAAUCCUCUGGACUUCGUCAGCAACCCUUGCCCGGAUCCCUUCGAUGCUUCGUUUGACAUGGUCGAACCUGUCGAAGAUCAUGUAUCGAACCAAGCGCAGAGGCAACAGCAGCGACUGGCGACUGCUUACAACAAGCUCAACGAGUACUCUACGUGGCCAUAUCCCUCUAGGGCAGCAUCGCCCAGGUCUGCGGCUACUCAUGCCCAGUUUCUGGAGGAACUGGGCAACCUUGCGCCACUGGCAGACGACUCCCUCAUUAUGGACAUCUUCAUUGGCCUCUUCCAGACUUAUAUUACACCCACCUUUCCCUGCUUCCGAGGUUUCCGCAUUGACAGCUCCACGCGCGAGGAAGUAUCUCUAGCGAUGGCAGCUGCAGGAGGAUUGUACUGCCCUGCGCCGAAGUCUGAAUUGAUAGCCAAAUGGAUGCACCACUUCUCUCGUCGUAAACUCCUGACCGCCUUUUACGGGAACCAUUUCUUGGGGCAAACACAAACCGUGGACGUUUUGAAGGCCUGGAUCCUCACGGAAAUUUUUGCUUUUCUCUCCGGGGAUAAGAGGAGCGUGAGCUUGCUGGACACUUAUCAUGCCCACCUGAUUCAAGCUGUUCGGGCAUGCAGCAGCAGAGACACCGAGUCAGAUGCCGAUGGAAAUUCAUUGCGACAGGUCCUCCAUGCAGUCAAUCUUCUGGAAUGCUAUCGAGUCGUUCUCCUUCAGCGAGCGUCGAUGCUCUACCCUUUCUCCGUGCUACCUGGUCUGUCAACAUUCGACAUGAUUUCUGCUCGUGACCGUACUCCUUCGGGUCCGGACUCGAUGUUGUCCAUACUACGCUCUCUAGCUUCUCCAAGCGGUGUCCCUAAGCUUAUCGAUUGUCAGGCAGACAGCAUUCAAACCCUGUGCGCCUUGUCCCUCCUAUUGUCUCAUAGCCGUCGACUUCCCUCAUCACUGUCCAAGUAUCUCCAAGGCUCAAACAAUAAUCCCCACGGAGCUUUAGGAGCGUGGCGGCAAGAGUUUCUGGAAGUCGCAUUUCAGAGAUGGCUUUCUUUCCAUACGACCGAACCAUCGCCAGGGACGAUGAUGUUGUUUCAUACGAUGCACAUCAGUAUGUUCUCAAGUUUUGCAAACCUUGAAGGUUCAGCACGGGACAGUCUCACUCGGCCCAACGCCACAUCCCGCCAGCCAUCAACCUGUCUUCCAGCCAACAGUGCUAUCCCCGUCAACCUCAGUGCCCCCCAAGGGCAGCAACCACGUUUGCCAAAAAAUGGCUGCUUUACCUCAGACCUGGACCAGGAGAAGGCCAUUUGGCAUGCUCACAGAAUUCUGAAAAUAGCGAAAAGCAUGAGCGCGAGGUUGCCAUCGCACACUGGCAAGCGUGUGCAUUUAUUGAGAGAGGCUGCAGCAGCGGUUGAUGGGGAGCCAACACAUUACAGCCAUGCUGUAUACUAUGCUUCGAUGGUACUAUGGUAUUCGGGUCACUCGGACACUAGAUCUUUGUAUGAAGAGGCUACUGCCAUUUCUCUGGGCAUCGACCUCCUUGGUUCCUCGUCCUCACCAGUUGCGGCAGUGUUCAAGAAGACUCUGCGAGCACUUAUAUCACAAUCCGAACGUGGGAACGGCUGA
Messenger RNA from Cladophialophora psammophila CBS 110553, 1908 nucleotides. RefSeq lists its product as uncharacterized. The transcript is spliced from 4 exons. The record is from RefSeq and is a predicted model, not a curated record. NCBI's taxonomy places the organism in Eukaryota, Fungi, Ascomycota, Eurotiomycetes, Chaetothyriales, Herpotrichiellaceae. The coding region runs from base 1 to 1908 and encodes 635 amino acids.